Molecule: messenger RNA, 4401 nt
Organism: Schistosoma curassoni
Lineage: Eukaryota; Metazoa; Platyhelminthes; Trematoda; Strigeidida; Schistosomatidae
Source: the annotation of a GenBank genome assembly
AUGGCUGACUAUCUGAAGUCUGCAUUAAGCUAUUUCGCCACCUCAAACACUACUAAAAAUGAAAAUGAAUUUCUUGGCAGUAGUAUAUCUGUCGGGCAACUAAGUUUAAAAGUUAAGAGAAUCAUUGCUGAAGGUGGCUAUGGAAUAGUUUAUGAAGCUCAAGAUGUCAAUGAAAAUACAUCAUAUGCGUUAAAGCGUAUGCUCGCUCACGACAAACCUUCAAUGGAUUUAAUUCUUCAUGAAGUUCGUUUACUGAAACAGUUAAACGGACAUCCAAACAUCCUUAAGUUUUUUAGUGCAGCAUCUGUUGGUAAAGAGAAAAUGAAGGUUAUUGGUACUGAGUUCUUAAUAGUCACGGAGUUUUGUAAAGGGGGUCAGUUGGAUAAAUAUCUACCGGCAUCAAAAUGUGAAAAUCCCCUGCCAUCGAACGUUAUCUUACAAAUAUUUCAUCAAUGUUGUCGUGGUGUACAACAUAUGCAUAGUCAAUGUCCACCUGUGAUACAUCGAGAUUUGAAAAUUGAAAAUCUAUUACUUACUGAUAAUUUUAUCAUAAAGUUAUGCGAUUUUGGUAGUGCAACUACAAUUACAUAUAGUCCAGAUCAAUCAUGGACUGCUUUAAAACGUGGAAGUGUUCAAGAAGAACUGGAGCGUUUCACAACACCAAUGUAUCGGGCUCCAGAAAUGCUUGAUCUUUACCAAAAUUAUCUUAUUGGUACUCCAUCGGAUAUUUGGGCUUUAGGUUGUAUAUUAUUUUAUUUAACAUGUACUUAUCAUCCAUUUGAGGAUUCAUCGAAAUUGGCUAUUCUCAAUGCUAAUUAUAGUAUACCGGCAUCAAUAAGUUCAGUGAAUGCACCAUUUUGCAGUUUAAUUCGACAAUUACUUCUCAUAAAUCCAUCUCAACGUCCUAACAUAAAUGAAAUUCUUGGUGAGUUAUCUGAAUUGGCGUCUAUGAGAGAAGUUCGAGUAAGUGGUUCUAUUCCUCUGUUGGAAGAAGUUGCUAAAAGACGUAAUGUAAACGUUACAGCUAAUCCUACAAGCCAGCCAAUCAAUCGUAAUGAUCCUAAAGUUAGUGAUUAUCAUCCGAGAUCAAUGCAUUCAGAAAAUAAUGUUGUUACAAAUCCACAACCGUCAUCUAAUAAACCAUCUAGACCCAAUCCUCCAACAUUGCCCUCACAACAAAAAUUAAAUCCAACAGUUAGUUUUAAUCCACCAUCAUCAUUGUCAUCAUCAUCAACAGUAGUCAUAACAACUCAAGCACCUACAGUUAAUCAAAUUUCAAGUAAUCAACAAUUAUCGAAUCAAUCUAUGAGUAAUAUGCUUGGUAUGAUUAAAGGAGGCGCUGGCAAUUUAAUUCGUAAUAUACGAGAUGCAUCAACUAAAGUUAUUGGGACUGUUUCUACCACGUUGAAUACAGAGCUUGAUUUCCAGUUUAUCACUUCACGUAUAGCAGUUACAUCUUUCCCCAUUGAAAGUGGAUUUGAAGUGCUUGCCAAUGUGAAUUCCAUGGAAGAAAUGCAAAAUAUGCUAGAUGCACGUUUUUCAGAUGCUUAUGCUGUUUAUAAUCUUAGUAAUCGUCCAUAUCGUUCAGAUCAUUGGUUUCAUGGUAGAGUAUCACAUCGUGGUUUCGAAGCACACCGUGCUCCAGCGCUAAAAUCAUUAAUUGAAUUAUGCUUAAAUGCAAGGUUAUGGUUAGCUCAAAAAUCGAACAAUAUUUGUGUUAUACAUUGUACCGAUGGUAAAACAUUGUCCGCAGUACUAGCAUGUUCCUUAUUAUGCUUUUGUCGGGUAUUUGAUAACGCGUCACCUGCAAUUCAAUUGUUUGCAUCGAAACGUGGCAAUCCUGGCUUGAAUGCAUCACAGAUUAGAUAUAUCAACUAUGUAGCUCAGUUAAGUCAUAAUCGUGUAUUUACACCUCAUCAUUUCCCAUUGAAUCUUAUCAGUUUGAUAAUUGCACCGGUACCAACAUUUAAUAAAUCCAAAAAUGGAUGUCGACCGUAUGUGGAAAUAUUUGAAGGAAAGACCAAAGUAUACUCAACUUACGCAGAAUACGAUAAUUUAAGAUCCUAUGUUCUUGAAGAUGGAAAGAUCCAAAUACUUUUGAAUGGAUUAACUGUCUUAGGUGAUCUUACAGUUAUCAUUUAUCAUUGUCGAUCUUCAUUUGCUGGACGUGGCAAGAUCAGUUCAGUGAAGAUCGCUCAGUUUCAAUUACACACUGGAUUUGUAGAACAUAAUUUAACUGAACUAAUUUAUUUUAAAUCCGAUUUAGAUCAUCUAGAUAAUAGUAGCAGCUUUGCCGGUUUCACUAGUCGUUAUGCUGAAAGUUUUCAUGUUACAUUGGAAUUUAUGGUUUCACCAACUGAAAGACCAAGACAAAGUGACAAUCUUGUUUAUCCGUGGGAAACUUUGCCAUCAAAUGAUCUACUUAGUCCUAAACUCUGUGUAUCAAAUCAUGAUGAACUGAAAAAUAUCUUAUCUGAUUACGGCCGUUUUAAUCAUAAACCAUCAACUCGAAUGUAUGAAAAAAAUAGUUUAAAACCUAAUCAAUCAAAUAAUCCAUCAGAAAAAGAUUGUAUAACCACUAAUAUUAAUAGCGAUGAAUCAUGUAAUUCAACAAACCAGUCCACUACAAAUUUGUUUACUACUACUCAUACCAUCGGUGGUAGUACGGUUAAUUUAAAACAAAAUACAGAAAUUAAUGAUAUUUUAGUCUCAGACUUAAUCAAUGAUAAUGACAUGCCAAAGAAUCAUAAUUAUACUUAUUCAUCAACUUCUUCUGAUCAUUCAAAACAGAUUAACUACAAUUUAUUAAGUGAUAAAUUCUGUGGGGAUUUUUUUUCGUCGUCCAAGAAUCAAGAUAAUAAUAUGGAGGCAAGUUCUGAUGACCUGCUUGGAUUCCAUGUGGAAUCUUCAUUUCCAAACACUGACAAUGCUACUACUUCUCCUACUUCUUCUAAUACUGAUGAUCAUAUUUUAAUUGAUGUAGCACAGAAUCCUUUCGUAAUUUAUAAUAAAAAUUCACUAGAUGAAAUUAUUACUUCAUCAACAACUAGUCAGCAUAGUAAUUCAGAUGAUUUGAAACAAACUGAUCAAAAACCAUUUGUUGAUGAUAUAUUUAAUUUCAACUCAUCUGUUGAAGUCAAUUCAAAAACUGAUCUCGGUUGGGAGAAUUUAUUUGGUAUCACGUCAUCAGAAAGCACAAAGACCACUACUAUCAUCACCACUAGCCAAAGUACUACUACAAACAACAUUGGCUUAUCCAAUAAUCCUUUUGAUCCAUUUGGUAUAGCCACAUCAGAAUUAUCUGAUUUCUUUUCAGUACCAAAUUCUUAUAUAUCAAGUGAAAACAACUCGACUACUACCACUACUACCAUCCUUCCUGAUAAAACUACCGCUACUAACUAUUCUCCUCCUCCAACUACUAAUACUAAUACUACUACUAGCAAAGAUUACUUUGGACAACAAGGUGGUCAUUUAAGUGCCAGCGCCAGUGCUAAUGAUUUAAAUCCGCUUUUCGCAUCAGCUUCUUUUACAAAUUUGUCUCCUAACGUUGAAACUAUCCCAGACAAGACUACUAACACAGCAACUACUACUACUGGCAUCAAGAAUCAUGAUCGCCUAGAUCCAUUUGCAGAUUUUGCUGAUGUACUUCGAGAUCGAUUAAAUAAUCAAACUUCUUCCAGUACAAAUGCUACAAAUAGUGAUAAUACAUAUACCCCACCAUCAUCAAAUAGAUCAUCCACAAACUUGGGUGGUUUUUCUGCUGGUCCCAGUCCGGCACAUAAUUUUAAAUCUAGUAUCGACUCAAAGUUUAUGAACAACUCUUCAAAUUAUAAGGAAAGUCCUGAUAAUUUAUUCCAUGGUUAUGAGAAAUCUAGUCAAUCGUAUUCUUCCUACUCCAAUUUUCCUAAUACUACUACUUCUGGAUCUACAUCAAUACCAACUAGUGGAGGAACUGGUGCUAGACCUCAUGUUAAUAAAGAUGCAUUUUCUGAUUUACUCGGUGGAUUUGGUUCUUCUCGAACAAACAACACAGAUGAUAAUAAACAACCGAAAACAGUAAAUCAGAUUCGUCGUGAAAAGAUGGCUAAAACGGUCGAUCCAGAACAAUUAAAAGUCUGUGAUUGGGCUGAGGGUAAAGAUCGAAAUCUUCGAGCAUUAUUAUGUUCACUACCGGCCAUAUUAUGGGAUGGAGUACAAUGGAAUCAUGUUGGUAUGGCUGAUCUAAUAACGCGUGAACAAGUUAAACGUCAGUAUCGGAAAGCUGCUCGUGUAGUUCAUCCUGAUAAGUGGAUGAGUACAUCACACGAGAAUAUCGCACGUCUAGUAUUCGUUGAAUUAAAUGACGCUAUGGCUGAAUUUGACAAAAAUUUUAACAAUUCGUCAGUCAAUAUGAAUUUUUAA